Molecule: messenger RNA, 726 nt
Organism: Lathyrus oleraceus (garden pea)
Lineage: Eukaryota; Viridiplantae; Streptophyta; Magnoliopsida; Fabales; Fabaceae
Exons: 2
Coding region: 1-726 (241 amino acids)
Source: RefSeq, a predicted model, not a curated record
AUGAGAUUAUAUGUUGAUUACCUUCAGUUCAAUAAGGUCACCAUCAAAAAUAAUUAUCCUCUUCCAAAGAUUGAAGACCUUAUGGAUCAGUUAGUGGGUGCCUAUGUUUUUAGUAAUAUUAACUUGAUAUCGGGCUUUCAUCAAAUUCGAGUGAAGGAUGAAGAUAUUCCGAAGAAUACAUUUAGGACACGAUAUGGUCACUAUGAGUACUCGGUAAUAUCGUUCGAUGUGUCUAAUGCUUCUGAUGAAGAUCAUGUUGGACAUGUUUGUAUUGUACUACAUGUGUUGAAAGAAAAUAAGUUGUAUGCCAAGUUAUCAAAGUGUGACUUUUGGUUGCAAGAAGUGAGUUUUCUGGGCCAUGUGAUUUCCAGUGGUAGUAUAGUGGUAGACCCUAUUAAAAUGGAUGUAGUGUUGCAGUGGGAGGUGCCGAAGUCAGUUACAGAGAUCAUAAGUUUCCUGGGGUUGGCUGGUUAUUAUAGAAAAUUCAUUGAAGGUUUCUCCAAGUUAUCCCUACCUUUGACUCAGUUGACUCGAAAGGGUCAAGCCUUUAUGUGGGAUAUAAUGUGUGAGGAGAAUUUCCAAAAACUGAAGAAGUUGACAACAACACCAAUAUUGAUAUUUCCAGAUCCGAAGGAACCUUUUGUUGUAUACUAUGGUGCAUCCAAGAUGGGAUUGGGUGGUGUUCUUAUGAAAAAUGGUCAAGUUGUGACUUAUGCUUCACGAUAG